This is a messenger RNA of Ilex paraguariensis (yerba mate), 1152 nucleotides long. Lineage: Eukaryota; Viridiplantae; Streptophyta; Magnoliopsida; Aquifoliales; Aquifoliaceae. The record is from the annotation of a GenBank genome assembly.
AUGAAGUGUGAUUUGAACGAGGCAACCCGAGUUCAAAUACCGGCAAUGGAAUUAAUUAAUGUAUUCCCUUUAAAUUUUGCUUUUUUUUGGGGGUGGCAAAAGGCCAAAAACCCUCGCUCAUCUCACAUGGGUUUUGGUAAGGAAGGGAAGAGGAGGAGGAUGAGCGGGGCAGGAAAACCCGAUUUCUUCUAUAGAGAGGCUCAAAGACUUGGUUUUGUUGCUCGCUCUGCCUUUAAGUUGCUUCAGAUGCAGAAGCAGUACAAACUUAUAACACCAGGUUCAUCUGUUCUCGACCUCGGUUGUGCUCCUGGUGCCUGGCUUCAAGUAGCUUGUCAGAGCUUGGGUCCACCAAAAAAUGGGGGAGCUGUUGUGGGAAUUGAUCUCAAGAAGGUGAAGGUCCCUUCUAUGCACUGUGAUGCAAGGGUCCAAACUGUUUGUGCUAAUGUCAUGAACCUCCCCCGGGGCCAAGUUAGAGCACUAUCUCCUCAGCAGAAAGGUUUUUCUGUUAUACUAUCAGAUAUGUGUCCCCUUGUUUCUGGAAUCGCAACCAAAGAUGCAGCUUUAUCUGCCGAGUUAGGGAUGCAGGCACUUAAUUUGGCUGUUGGAGGGGCUGCCUUAGUUCAAUCAGAUGACAACUUUCAAGUAGAGGGGCAAUCAGAUAGCUCUUCUUCUGUUCAGAAUGAUGGAGGUGUACUGCAACUUGGGGGUCACCUAGUCAUUAAGCUUCUAGAGAGCGAAGACGUAAAAGAAUUCAAUCAGAUUUGUAAACCCCUCUUUAGAAAGGCUUCAUGGUUGCGGCCCAAAGCUACAAGAUCAUGCUCCAGAGAGAUCUAUUUGAUUUGCCAGGGGUUGCGGUAGUGCAACAGGUGCAGGAAUCGACUCUUUUUAGAUGGUUGUUUCUGGGGCAGAGCAGGCAAAAUUGCUUAAAGAAUUGCAUAGAUUUAUCUCCAGCAGAGGUAAUCGAGGACCUCGAUAUACCAUCAGGGCCUCGAUAUGAUUUUCUUCUGUUUCUCGCGGUUUCGUAAGGCAUUCAAUCUUAUGUUUUUUGUUGAUGCUUGCUGGAAUUGAAAUACUGAGUUUAUAAAUAUAUUUGGGGGUCCAUGUUAACCGCAUUGCUAAAAUGUACUUCAUUGCUUUAUUAUUCGAUCAAUG